This is a messenger RNA of Phacochoerus africanus (Common warthog), 726 nucleotides long. RefSeq names its product protein FAM246C-like. The record is from RefSeq and is a predicted model, not a curated record. The coding region runs from base 1 to 726 and encodes 241 amino acids. NCBI's taxonomy places the organism in Eukaryota, Metazoa, Chordata, Mammalia, Artiodactyla, Suidae. The transcript has 2 exons.
AUGGGGAGCACGGUUUUGUUUGAGGGGGUCUCCAACAGCUUGGGGGCUGGCCGUGUGCCCGACCGGGGCUGGGGAUUCCGCCUGGCUCCUAACUCUGCAUCGCCCACCGCCCGCUGUGCCUGGGCCUCGGAGACCGGGAGAGCGCGCGCGCGGCGUCCCCGCCUCCCUGGCGGGCCGGGGGCGGGGAGGCGGCGACCCCUCCCUUUCGCCCAUCCCCUCGGGGCUCGCGGCCUGGGUGCUCGAAGGGCGGGCCGGGGGGAGGGGAAGGAGAGGGGAGAGGGGAGGAGGGUGGAGGGACAGACCGGCGGCGGCUGGGCGCGGGCCUGGCGGAGCGGGCGGCAGCCUCGGGGUCCCGGUGAGCCGGGCCGGCGCUCACGAAACGGGCCGGGCCGACGCGGCCCCCGGAGCCGUCGGGGGCCCUGGGAAACACUGACGGGCCACUUUCCUCUUGGAGUUGUGAUCGUGUUCAGGGGGCGGUACCGGGGCCGGCGUUUCUGGUCCCGCCGCCGCCGCAGCCAACAUGGCUGCGCUCCUGAGGCCAGGAGGCGGCCGCUGCUGAGCGCCGCUCGGCGCCCGGGCCCCCAGCCCGCCCAGGCCCCUGCUCAUGGCCCUCGCGGCCUCGCGGCUCCCGGCGCGCUAGGGUUGCCGCCAGCGUUCGCUGCCCCGAGGAGCCCGGGGCCCGUCGCCGCCCGUCCGCACGCCCGCCGGCCUCGGGGAGCCCGGUAG